UUAAGUAAGUUGCACCAGUGUGACACAUGCGAGGGAGAAAAUCUGACAGCGAUGGGCAAAUGACCGCUAUGAAAUAAAUGUAUGUCUGCUCACUAUUCAAUAUCUGUACACAUAACAUCAAUAGUGUAGUACAAGACUAUGUUAUAUUGAUAUAAUAGACAAUGGCUGGGGUUGUGAAAGUGUUCCGGACGGUGCGAAAUCAUUGGAAGAAGUCAACCGUCGGUGUGUGUGUCCUGUCAUACGGUGGAUACUGGCUGUAUGGUAAACACUGUGACAAUGUGUUGCGAAGAGAAGCUUGUCUAGAAGCCAAGCAAUUCGGGCGUCAGCAGAUCGCUCCCCAGGAACAACUGAGAAAGGCCACAGUCAUCCUCAACCCAGCUGCCUGCAGCGGGAAAGCCAACCAGUUGUUUGAGAAGAACGCCGCCCCGAUAUUACACCUGGCUGGAGUGGAGGUGACCGUGGUCAAAACUGACUACGAAGGGCAGGCUAAGAAGCUGCUGGAGUUGAUGGAGCAGACCGACAUGCUGAUAGUGGCGGGAGGAGACGGGACCUUGCAGGAGGUGAUCACGGGGCUGCUCCGCAGGGCCGAUGAGGAGACUUUCAGUAGAACUCCCAUCGGAUUCAUUCCCCUGGGGUCUCACAACUCCCUGAGCCCGAGUCUUCACCUCAUCAGUGACAACCAGGUCCAACACAUCACCUCGGCAACACUGUCCAUCCUGAGAGGAGAGACAGUCCCGCUGGAUGUGUUGCAGAUUAAGGGGGAGAAGGAGCUGCCGGUGUUUGCUCUGACUGGAUUACGCUGGGGUGCUUUCAGGGACGUGGCAGCCACCAUCAGCAAAUAUUGGUACCUGGGUCCAUUGAAAACAAGAGCAGCACAUUGGCUCAGCACAUUACGGGAGUGGCCCCAGGUCCACGAGGCCUCUGUGUCCUACCUGGCCCCCACCCUCCGCCCCCUUGACCUGCCCACCCACAAGCCCCCCCGGGCCAGCCUGCUGAACCGCAUCAUCCGCAGGCUGAAGAACUACUGGAGCCCUCCUGUGGAAGAGCCUCCUAAAGUUGAAGAGCCAGUGCAGUGGGAGGAGAAGCAGCUGUCCACCCUGGAGCUGUCCAUACACACUCACAACAAGAACCCCGUCGAAACGCGUCUAGAUGAUUCCAUGGUGCUGAGUGCCGAGCCAGACACCUUCACUGUUGGAGAGUUCAUCACUGUGGGGAUUAAGAAAGAAGAGGAUCCUACUGUGUUCACUAAGAAGUCCCUGACUGUGGAGGCCAGUAGUGUCCAACUCAACCUGCCCUCGGAAGGGGCGGGCUUCUACAACAUCGACAACGAGGCGUACGAGGCCAUGUCCGUGGAGGUGCAGCUGUUGCCACGGAAACUGCGCUUCUUCAUCAGCGCCGAGCGCAGGGAGCAGCUGCUCAACCAGAUGUAGGAGGGUGGAGGGGGA
Hypomesus transpacificus is the source of this 1445-nucleotide messenger RNA. It is a transcript of the gene agk, whose product is annotated as acylglycerol kinase. The record is from RefSeq and is a predicted model, not a curated record. NCBI's taxonomy places the organism in Eukaryota, Metazoa, Chordata, Actinopteri, Osmeriformes, Osmeridae. Gene Ontology annotation, cellular component: mitochondrion; TIM22 mitochondrial import inner membrane insertion complex. Gene Ontology annotation, biological process: ceramide biosynthetic process; protein insertion into mitochondrial inner membrane. The transcript has 14 exons. The coding region runs from base 162 to 1430 and encodes 422 amino acids. Gene Ontology annotation, molecular function: ATP-dependent diacylglycerol kinase activity; acylglycerol kinase activity; ceramide kinase activity.